Molecule: messenger RNA, 996 nt
Organism: Pseudozyma hubeiensis SY62
Lineage: Eukaryota; Fungi; Basidiomycota; Ustilaginomycetes; Ustilaginales; Ustilaginaceae
Product: inosine-5'-monophosphate dehydrogenase
Exons: 1
Coding region: 1-996 (331 amino acids)
Source: RefSeq, a predicted model, not a curated record
AUGGAAGGACUCGAGGUGGUCGAAGGCGUCUCUCGCAGCCGCCAAAUCCAAAAAAGCUUCGUCGAAAAGCUCGUCGCCGCUGCUCCGACACUACGUGAAUGGAUCGAUUGCCUCGAGGCUCGUUGGGAUCCUCUGAAGGUCGAUCCUGAAAUUCUUUCCGGCAUUUUGCCUGCCGAGCCCAUCGUUUUCCCACGUCUGCGCAAACUUAGUGCAGUGUGGUGCGAGCAUCUCGUGGUGUGCGAGUGUCCAUCUCUGGAAGAGCUCAGCUUUAACGCUCAGAGAGUCUCUGUCGGGACCUCGGUCGUUCGCAAUCCCAUAGUGCCGGCAUACAGAAUGCUCUACCACACUCCAAAGCUCAAAAAGCUGCACAUUCUACUUCCAAGCGACAAGGAAGCUCGGAAUGAGAUCUUCUCCGCCAUCUACCAGCUCGAUCAACUUGAAGAGCUUUACCUCUGGUCAAGAAUGGAAGGCUUUUCCCUGCAAACGCUGAUCGAACUUCAGCAAUCUGGCGGCGAUCUGACGACUCCUUCUCAGAUCAUGUGGCCGGCGCUUCGCACUUUGGGACUGAUGCUCAGCGAGUGCCCGCUGUAUCUAUCCACGGGACUGGAGCGUGAGCUCUGCGAGCUGCUUGCUACGCGCUUCCUUCUUCACCAGGGAUGUCGACGAGGUGAGGCCAGAACGAGAGUCGCCGCUGCGCUCGCCGCGUAUGACAAAACAGAGACAAAGACUCUCAAAGCGCAAAAGAGGAAGCUUGCGGCCGAAGCUUUGGCAGUGGCUGCAGAGUCCGCCUAUCCCGGAAACUUUGUGACACAUGAAGGCGUUAGCAGGGAGGUCUUUUCACCAAUGCUCGCCGAGCUGGUAACGACCGAGGAGCACAACUUCGAGCAAAGGGCGAAACCCGAGUCAGACCACAUGCUGAACCAACUUAUUGUACGUCACAAGGCCCUCGACGUGUCGCAUGAGUUUUCAUCGCAACGCAUCUUUGUCGAACAAUAA